This is a messenger RNA of Aspergillus nidulans FGSC A4, 1370 nucleotides long. Its product is annotated as mismatch-specific DNA-glycosylase. Gene Ontology annotation, biological process: base-excision repair, AP site formation. The transcript has a single exon. Gene Ontology annotation, molecular function: mismatch base pair DNA N-glycosylase activity; DNA N-glycosylase activity. The record is from RefSeq and is a predicted model, not a curated record. The coding region runs from base 201 to 1370 and encodes 389 amino acids. NCBI's taxonomy places the organism in Eukaryota, Fungi, Ascomycota, Eurotiomycetes, Eurotiales, Aspergillaceae.
UUCUAUUAAGUGGCAAAAAGGAAUGAAAGCGAGAAACAAAGAUACCAGAGCAUAUUAACUAUAUUAACCCUUGCGAUUGCUAAUCUACGAGACAGCUAGUACGCUUUCCUUACGCCUACCUCCCAUCUCCUUCUGCCUUCGUCUCCGCCUCCGCCUCCGCAUCGCCUAGCAUCACGAAGCGACGAGUUUGGUGAAUAAUAAUGGCAAGGUCUUCAUCCAUAGCACAGACUCAAGCAUCCAGUAAAGGGAAUGAUAGUGGCUCUAUAUCCUACGAAAAUGAUGUCCCUGUCAACCAGGUCACAAGCUUCCAUGGAGUUCUGAACAAGUAUAUACAUGUUUCCGAGACGAAGACCGAAACUGUCGGUUUCAAUUGCUCUACGCAAGAGUCGAAACGCCAGCUAUAUACUGCAGAUGAUCCCGAUGCCGACGCGCGGACGACGCCGAAACGGAGAAGGGGAGUUCAUGCUCAGCCUGCAUGUCAGACUCAGAAUGUAUCAGCGAUGACGACUGGAAUCACGGCUACCCGCCGCAUCACCCGCUCCCAGUCCCGCUCAUCGACACCAGCAUCCUCUUCUGCUUCGCCCUCUCUCACAGUUCCAUCGACAUCUUCUAGAUCUGCGCCUGAAUCACAAUCACCAACACCGUCAGCCAGAAUCCCAAGACAUUCCCGCUCCCGCUCCCGCGGCAGCUCAACUCCACGCAAAAACACGUCUUCGCCGUCCUCUCUUCCCGCCUCGACAUCUCUUCUCCGCGACACCAUUCCGCCAAAUCUGACGCUCCUCCUUGUCGGGGUGAAUCCCGGCAUAAUGACCGGCACCACAGGCUUCGCCUACGCCCAUCCUUCAAACCUCUUCUGGAAACUCCUGCACUCCUCCGGGAUCACAUCAAUUCGCCAUCCACCCUCGGAUACAUAUCGGCUGCCGGAGCUGUACAAUGUGGGGAACACGAACAUCGUCGAGCGUCCGACUCGAGACGCGAGCAUGCUCAGCAAAGCUGAGAUGGAUGCGGGCGUUCCCGUGCUGGAAGCGAAAGUUGCAGCGAAACGGCCGGCGGCGGUUUGUCUUGUUGGGAAGAGUAUUUGGGAGGCUGUUUGGAGGGCGCGGAAGGGGAGGCCGAUCAGGAAGGAGGAGUUCCGGUACGGGUGGCAGGAUGAGGAGGAGAAUAUGGGGAGGAGUGAGGAGUGGGAGGGGGCCCCGGUGUUCGUGGCUACGACGACGAGUGGGCUUGCUGCGGGCAUGUCGUAUCCAGAGAAGCAGGCGAUUUGGAAUGAGUUGGGGAGGUGGGUUGUUAAUGAGCGAGCAAACUCGCAAGGACAUGCUCAGGCUCGAGUCCAGACCGAGGCCGAGGCUGAAGCUGAAGAUCAGGGAUAA